CAGUGGCAGAACAUCGACCGUACAAGGUUUUGUCUGAGAGUGCACGGGCAACAUGGCUGCACGCCAUCGAAAAGGCGAAAGCGAUGCCCGACCCCUGGGCGCAGUUUCACCUGGAGGAGAUAGCGACUGAACCCUGCAUUCGUUACAGGUCUGACUUUGACUUUGUGGCAAAGAUGAAACUCUUUCACAGCAGAUUUGACCUCUUCUGUUUGACCCUUUGAGUGUUUACGCUGUGCUUCAACAAGUGGUCAGUUAAGUAGAGCUUGUUCCAGCAUGUACAGUACCAGAACAAGAUCAUCAGUUACAGCAGUGUUUUUCCUGUUAUGUGAGAAUAUUGCUGUGUGCAGCUUAUUUUUUUCUGAAUGGGGGUAUUUUUGGCCCUCCACCCAAGAGGUUUUGGCCUGAAUACAAGAAAAUUAAACAGAACUGAUACAAAAUCACAUUUUUAAUGUAAUCUCUGUUGAUUUAGAUUCCAUUUACAGAGAUAAAUAGACAUUUUUGUUCAGCAAAUGGUCAGAAAUCAUACGUGAAUAAAUCUGCUUUUACAGAUUGUACAUGCAAGUGUAAUAUCCCCCCAAAAGCAUGUUCUGUGCCAGGAAAAACAGCCGAAUCUUAACCUAAUAUCCCUCCAUUAUUAUAUUUAGCAUGCAGCCAGUCUCUAAACAAUGUCAUAACAUUGUUUGUCAACCAGGAAAUUCAAAUUAAAUCUGCAUUAACUGAUAUUUUAGCCACUCAGGAGCCAGUGCAACAAGCUUUAAAUGAAGUUGAAAUGACUGAAAUGUUCGCAUACUGUUGCUUAUCGACGUAUACAGCAAAAAUGUGACAGUCAUGUGAGUAAUAUUUGCCCUCCUUUGGCUCAGUUUGUGGUCUGCAGUAACUGCUGAGGAAGAUAUCCAAUCCUUCAGUGGUUUAUGUUCUUCUCCUAGUCGUUAAGUUUGGUGGUGAGCUGGUGGUGUGCAGUGUUGUCUUCUUUUUAGUUUUUCCACCGAAAAUAACUGCCUAUUGUGGAAAUGAAAAGCAGUAGAGCAUCAGUUUUUAUAGAUACGAGGAAAAAGUGAUCUCUGCCUUUGUGUAUAUCUGUAAAAGUAUAAAAAAAAAGAGUAGUUUUAAAUCAUUUCGAUGAGUCGUUUGGGCUCGUCUUGAACCGACAGCAGACCUCGUUUAAUCUCUGUUGCUCAUAUCUCGGUCAGUGAUGCUCUGCUAUUGUUAACUGUACACAAACAUUUGUGCCCCGUUGAUGGGGACACGAGCCUCUGGCAUCUGUUGGCCCCAUGCGCUUCUAUUUUUAUUAUCUCAAGUACUUGGGUGUGAUGCUGAAUGUGCAUCCAGAUAUUAUGACCACAGAAUCCUGUGGCUGCUGCAUGAACAGCUCUCACAGUCCAAACUGCAGAAGCACACAUGAGUUCACUGGGUGCGGACAAAAAGCAGGAGGAAAAAUCCCGUUACGUAACCAGACGGAGAGCUUGCAUUUGACUGCGGGGGCGGAGGGGAUCGUCAGGAGGUGGGAUUUGCCCUCAUGCUCCCAUUACAUGUGCUAAUUUUACCCUCGUGUAGCCUCACUCCUCUUUGCCCCCCUGCAGGAGGAACUCAGUGGGAUGAAAGUCAUAGUACGUUGCGUUCCUAAAGCAGAGAUUAGAUGUUGGAAAGGGAACAGGGCUCGUGCUUCCGUGGGCGGAAAAACAGAGUUUAGAGUUUUAGGACGUGCAGCUGCACUUUUAGUACACCCAGCAUACAUUAACUCGGGACACACGCCCAGACGGGCCAAACAGACAGUCUGAUCCUGUCUGAUAGUGUUCAUACCCACAUUUAUAUCACUAUAGUCAACUCCCUUCACUCCAAAAUAACGUCAGUCCAAAACAAAAUGGGUAAGAGAGGUCAAAAUGACCUUUAAUGAAAAGUCGUUCCCUCCCUGCUACAUUUUUCUCUCCUUGUUGUCUUUGUGUGCAAAGGAAACUCGAUGCUUGUAUGUGCUUCCUUGAUAAGAAUAAUUAAUGGGCUGCUGAUGGAGAGACUGCACUGGGCAAACAUGAACAGAAGUACAAUGCUGUUACAGGGGAAUGGGUUCAAGACCAGAUCCACAUGAAGAUGGGUACACAGCCUUUUGGGAAAGGGGCCAUGAGGGAGUGCUUCAGAGCGAAGAAGUUGUCGAAUUUCUCACACAGCAGCAACUGGAAGUCAGCGUCCAACUAUGUGGCCAAGCGUUACAUGGAGACGGUGGAUAGAAAUGUUUACUUUGAGGACGUCAGGCUGCAGAUGGAGGCCAAACUUUGGGGCGAGGAGUACAAUCGCCACCGACCUCCCAAACAGGUGGACAUCAUGCAGAUGUGUGUGGUGGAGAUGACAAACCGGCCCAAUAAACCUCUCUUCCACCUGGAGCAUUACAUCGAGGGCAAGUACAUCAAAUACAACUCCAAUUCCGGCUUUGUGAGGGACGACAACAUCCGCCUCACUCCACAGGCCUUCAGUCACUUCAGCUUUGAGCGGUCGGGCCACCAGCUGAUCGUGGUGGACAUCCAGGGAGUUGGUGACCUCUACACCGACCCUCAGAUCCACACAGCGAAGGGGACCGACUUUGGAGACGGAAAUCUGGGUGUGCGAGGCAUGGCCCUGUUCUUCCACUCGCACCUGUGUAACAAGAUCUGCAAAAGCAUGGGCCUGACGCCUUUCGACCUUUCCCCUGCGGAGAUGUCCCAGCUGGACGGCACCAACAAACUGCUCAAGUCAGCCCAGACUGUGCUGAGAGGCUCAGAGGAGCACUGCGGUUCUCCUCGUGUUCGCACCAUGUCGGCCAGCCGGGCGCCUCCGCUCCUAUCCCGCCUGUCUGAGACCUCGUCUGCAGAUGAGAGCAUGAGCGACAUGGAAUCUAUCCCCUGCUCCCCUCUUAUCCUUCCCUGCUCCCCCCCAACUGCAGCUGGCUCUGUAGGCUCGUCUUUUACCGGAAUGUAUGAACACGACAGAAUGAGCAACACAAGCGAACACAGGGAAUCAGAAAACGGCGGGGACAGCGGCUACCCGAGCGAGAGGAGGAGUGAAGGAGACCCAAAUGACCACAUAGACGGGAUCCAUCAUCGCUACAACAGGCAAUAUUCAGAGUCGGAUGAGGAAAGUAUCAGACGGAGGAAGAUGGUAGCUCCUCCAAGAGUCUCUGCAAACUUAAAUUCAAACACUCCUGACAACGAAUGGUUGACAGAGGAGAAGUGGACCUUCUAUCACUCAUCCCGCGCUCACGUCCACCGACCUUCCUGUGUGGCCACCGAGGUGGAACGACUCAACAACCUGCUGCAGAAGAAGAUCGGCCAGUCGAUUCUUGGAAAAGUCCACCUGGCGAUGGUGCGGUACCACGAAGCAGGUCGUUUCUGCGAGAAGGACGAGCAGUGGGACCAGGAGUCGGCCAUGUACCACCUGGAGAGAGCCGCCAUGUGUGGAGAGCUGGAGGCCAUCGUAGCCUUGGGACAGUGCCUUCUGCAGCUACCUCAUCAUAUACUCCCAGACAUGGAGCUAGAGGAUAAUGCAGGAAACAAUAUGAGAGGUUUCAAGUAUCUGCUGCAGGCUGCUGAGGCUGGCGACAGAUCUUCUAUGAUCAUAGUGGCCAGAGCCUUUGAUACUGGAGUCAAUCUGUCUGCUGACAGAAAGCAGGACUGGGCCGAAGCGGUUCACUGGUACAACAGUGCGCUGAACAUGAUGGACUACGACGAGGGAGGAGAGUUCGAUGGGACCCAGGACGAGCCUCGCCACCUUCUGCUGGCCAGAGAGGCAGAGAUGUACCAGGCGGGAGGCCACAACCUCGCUGCAGACCCACAGAGAGCAGGUGACCUUUUUACUGAAGCUGCAGAAGCUGCCAUGGCGGCCAUGAAGGGUCGACUGGCUAACCAGUACUACAUGAAAGCCGAAGAAGCCUGGGCACAAAUGGAGGAGUAACUCCACGACAUAAAAGAAAUUAAUUUUAAC
Oreochromis aureus is the source of this 3948-nucleotide messenger RNA. RefSeq names its product eukaryotic elongation factor 2 kinase (gene eef2k). Gene Ontology annotation, molecular function: calmodulin binding; ATP binding; calcium ion binding. Lineage: Eukaryota; Metazoa; Chordata; Actinopteri; Cichliformes; Cichlidae. The transcript has 18 exons. The coding region runs from base 2080 to 3918 and encodes 612 amino acids. The record is from RefSeq and is a predicted model, not a curated record. Gene Ontology annotation, biological process: protein phosphorylation.